Molecule: messenger RNA, 951 nt
Organism: Nannospalax galili (Upper Galilee mountains blind mole rat)
Lineage: Eukaryota; Metazoa; Chordata; Mammalia; Rodentia; Spalacidae
Gene: Rdh12
Product: retinol dehydrogenase 12
Exons: 7
Coding region: 1-951 (316 amino acids)
Source: RefSeq, a predicted model, not a curated record
AUGCUGAUGAUCUUGGGACUGCUCACCUCUUUCCUCUCAGUCUUGUAUCUGACAGCUCCAUCCAUCAGGAAGUUCUUUGCUGGUGGAGUUUGUAGAACAAGUGUGCAGAUUCCUGGGAAGGUAGUGGUCAUCACAGGUGCCAACACGGGCAUUGGCAAAGAGACAGCCAGAGAACUUGCUCGAAGAGGAGCACGAGUAUACAUUGCAUGUCGAGAUGUACUAAAGGGAGAGUCUGCUGCAAGUGAAAUCCGAGCAGAUACCAAGAACUCCCAGGUGCUGGUGCGGAAAUUAGACCUAUCUGACACCAAAUCCAUCCGUGCCUUUGCUGAGGGCUUCCUGGAAGAGGAAAAGAAGCUCCAUAUUCUAAUCAACAAUGCAGGAGUGAUGAUGUGUCCAUAUUCCAAGACAGCAGAUGGCUUUGAAGCCCACCUGGGGGUCAACCACCUGGGCCACUUUCUUCUUACAUAUCUGCUUUUGGGACGGUUAAAGGAGUCUGCUCCUGCACGGGUGGUAAACCUGUCAUCAGUGGUCCAUCUUGGGGGCAAGAUUCGUUUCCAUGACCUCCAGGGUGAGAAGCGUUACUGCAGAGGUUUUGCCUAUUGCCACAGCAAGCUGGCCAAUGUGCUUUUCACUCGAGAGCUAGCCAAGAGGAUCCAAGGGACGGGGGUCACCACCUAUGCUGUGCACCCAGGGGUCGUCAUGUCCGAGAUAGUCAGGCACUCUUUCCUUCUCUGCUUGUUGUGGCGGCUCUUCUCCCCAUUCUUCAAGUCCACUCGUCAGGGGGCUCAGACCAGCCUGUACUGCGCCCUGGAAGAGGGUCUGGAGCCUCUGAGCGGCAAGUACUUCAGUGACUGCAAGAGGACCUGGGUGUCUCCAAGGGCCCGAAAUAAGAAAACAGCUGAGCGCUUGUGGAAUGUCAGCUGUGAGCUUCUAGGAAUCCAGUGGGAGUAG